Messenger RNA from Racocetra persica, 168 nucleotides. Lineage: Eukaryota; Fungi; Glomeromycota; Glomeromycetes; Diversisporales; Gigasporaceae. The record is from the annotation of a GenBank genome assembly.
AAUAUAAAAAUUAUUUACGACAAAUCUCACAAAUUAAAUGAAAAUAACGAUAAUAGAAAUAAUGAUGAUGAAAAUAACAGAAAGUUGUCUGAAUCUUACUAUGAAAGUGAUCAAAGCAAUAGUAUUGAUGAAGAUUGUGAUGAUGAUAAUGAUAAUUAUAUUGAAUAG